This is a messenger RNA of Endocarpon pusillum Z07020, 3141 nucleotides long. RefSeq lists its product as uncharacterized. NCBI's taxonomy places the organism in Eukaryota, Fungi, Ascomycota, Eurotiomycetes, Verrucariales, Verrucariaceae. Gene Ontology annotation, biological process: microtubule-based movement. The transcript has 2 exons. The record is from RefSeq and is a predicted model, not a curated record. Gene Ontology annotation, molecular function: microtubule binding; ATP binding; microtubule motor activity. The coding region runs from base 1 to 3141 and encodes 1046 amino acids.
AUGAGCGCGGCAGGCGGCGCAUCCUCGAUUUCUGUCACUGUUCGAGUUCGACCUUUUACCAUCCGAGAGGCUGCUCAACUCACCAAAUGCGAUGAUAGUCCAUUUCUUUUGGGGGAUGGCUCACUGGCUGCUGUGCCGACGCCCAAACUGGCUCAAAAGGGUCUUCGCUCCGUGAUCAAAGUCGUGGACGACAAGUGCUUAGUCUUCGACCCUCCCGAAGACAAUCCCGUGCAAAAGUUCUCGAGAUCCGUGGUACCGCAAGGCAAACGUGUCAAAGAUCAAACGUUCGGCUUUGACAGGAUAUUCGACGAAAACACCUCACAGGGCGAUGUCUACGAGGCUACCACUAAAUCACUGUUGGAAAGUGUACUGGACGGAUACAACGCGACUGUCUUCGCAUAUGGCGCAACAGGUUGCGGGAAAACACACACCAUCACAGGUACUGCUCAGCAACCAGGAAUCAUUUUCAUGACCAUGCAAGAGCUGUUCGAGCGAAUAGGAGAGUCCACAAGCGACAAAGUGACGGAGGUGUCGUUGUCGUACCUCGAGAUAUACAAUGAGACGAUACGGGAUCUGCUGGUUCCCGGUGGCAGCAAAGGGGGUUUGAUGCUAAGAGAGGACGCCAAUCAAGCCGUGUCUGUGGCUGGCUUGUCGAGUCACCAUCCACAAAAUGUCGAGCAAGUCAUGGAAAUGAUUAUGCGGGGCAACGAACUCAGAACAAUGUCCCCAACAGAGGCGAAUGCCACAUCGUCACGAUCCCACGCUGUGCUGCAGAUCAAUGUGGCGCAAAAGGACCGAAAUGCAGCGGUCAACGAACCACACACCAUGGCCACUCUGAGCAUUAUUGACUUGGCUGGGAGUGAACGCGCAAGUGCCACCAAGAAUCGAGGUGAGAGACUGAUAGAAGGGGCAAAUAUCAAUCGGUCACUUCUUGCUCUUGGUAGCUGCAUCAAUGCGUUAUGCGAUCCUCGAAAACGAAAUCACGUCCCGUAUCGAAAUUCAAAACUCACGCGACUGCUGAAAUUCUCCCUCGGUGGUAACUGCAAGACGGUCAUGAUUGUAUGCGUUAGUCCUUCGAGCCAACACUUUGACGAGACGCAGAAUACAUUGCGGUAUGCGAAUCGGGCCAAGAAUAUCCAGACGAAGGUGACGCGAAACGUGUACAACGUCAACCGCCAUGUGAAGGACUUCCUCGUCAAGAUUGAUGAGCAGAUAGCUUUGAUCAAUGAGUUAAAGGCUAAGCAGAAGGAGCAGGAAAGUAUCGCGUUUGCCAAGUUCAAAAAGCAAAACGAGAAAAAGGAAUCCAUAGCUCGAGAAGGCAUUGCUAGGAUCCGAGCUGCACAUGAGAAUGCGGCGGCAGAACGACAGGAGAAAACCAACAACAUGAUCAAGCUGCGGCAAAUUGGCAGACGGAUUGCUAUGUUAUCGUCUUGGAUUGCAGCAUUCGACAAUGUGUGUGACAAUUUUGAAGCAGAGGAGCCAAUGAAGAAUAUGCAGGCAAUUCGAAGGACAGCACAAGGAAUUAUGGUUGAGCUAGAGAAUAGCAGACAUCAUUGCAAUCAAAAGCUAGCCAAAAGCACAUGGGACAGAUCGCUGAACUCGGCGUUGGACAAUGGCUUACGACAGCUGAAAGAGGUUGAAACUGGCGAUGCCUUGGACGCAGCAACGUUGAGCAGAGAAGUUGAACUGCUGAAAGCGAACGUCGAGCGCGACGCUCUGCUUGCAGUGGCAGAGCAAGACAAGCUUGGUGAUGCAGCAACUGUCCAGGUACUGCUGCAAGCUCAUUUCGAAACGAUAUCACACAUUGAAAGCUUGAACCGGAUGAGCGUGGACGAAGCCGUGGAGGCAGCAACCGGCAUUCUCAAUAAGAUGCUGAUGUCGUGCACUAAAGCCACAUCUCAUGUUGUCAAGCCGGACGGCAGUAUAGCGCCUGUUGAGCUCUUCGCUCCGACGAAGUCAGGAACACCGAAGCGAAGAAAGGUCAGCGCAGUUCCAGGCGUCUCGCCUGUUAGACCGGUGAUGCAUGCUGCAUUGGCAGUGGCACCUCACCUUUCCUCAACCCCGGUGAAGAGCUCUCCAAAGCGAAAAUUGAUGGGCAGCGCCAGGAAAGGACUGAUUAUCACCCCCAAGAAAAGGAGAUCUCCGAUCAAAGGACUGAAGAGGGGUGUCCGAUGGAGAGAUGACACCGAAGAUGGCGCACUGGCCGAGUUCGAAAAGACACCUCAAAGACCAGAACAUACCCCAGACGCAGAAGUUUCCAGCGCUGAUGCGACACUCCCACCCGUUUCGACUCUCACAACUUCGCCCUUAGAAACUUCCAGAGAGCCUGAUUCCUCUCCACUACCCGACCCCCCACAAGCAGGGAUGCCGGUCAUCGAAAGCAAAAACAAUCGCUUUAAAACCGGCUUCCUAUCCAAGAGAUCCGACACUGGCUCACCACCCUCGACAUCCAUGCUCCCACCAGCACCUACGAUGACCCGCCUCUCCUCCUCAGACACCGAGCAAUCUCCCCUCCGCGACAUCGAACCAGGCCACGCGCACAACCGCCGUUCCUCUAACAAUCCACCUCCUGCCUCCACUGCAGAAAAUUCCGGCUCCGAUACGGAGAACAAACCGUCUUCCUCCUCCUCUUUCACCGCGGCUGCAAGCACAAAAUCCGAAGCCAUCAAGAUCCGUGCCGCCAUGAAACGCGCCUCCCUCGCCUCCACUUCGGCUGGGACGCCAGCUUACAUGCAGUCGCACUCGAGGAGCCAGCACCGGAGGAGAAGCCCUACCGCUGCUACGGCUGUUUCUUCGGGAUCACCGCCUAAUGGGGAAGCUUUGUUUUCGGCCGGGCAGGCGAGGAGAAUGAACAAUGGGAAUGGGAGGAGUGAGAAGGAGCAUAGCCAGGAGUGGAGGGCUGGGGUGCUGAGUCCGAGGGUGACGGGAGUGGUGGGGAAGAGUGGCGGAGUUAGGAGGAUGACCAUGAUGGGUGUGGGUGAAGAGAGGAGGGGGGAGAGGGCUGAACGCGCGCAGGGCAUUGGCAUUGGGCAGGGGCAUGGGCAUGGGCAUCAGAGGAUGAGUAGUGUGAAUGGGAAUGCGCAUGGCGGUGGUGCGAGUAGAGGCUCGCUGAUGCCGGGUGGGAAGGGCGUUUGGCGAUAA